Messenger RNA from Colletotrichum chrysophilum, 624 nucleotides. RefSeq lists its product as uncharacterized. The coding region runs from base 1 to 624 and encodes 207 amino acids. The record is from RefSeq and is a predicted model, not a curated record. The transcript has 2 exons. Lineage: Eukaryota; Fungi; Ascomycota; Sordariomycetes; Glomerellales; Glomerellaceae.
AUGGGACUCCCACUCUUCGUUGCCCCUGUCGAGUCCGACCUGCCAUCCAAGCUUGGUGAUAAGUCGGCCUCUGCGCGCCAGCCUCGCUCUGUCAUUCGCCGAAGCCGACGCAACGUCGAUGCUCGCCCCUUCCGUCGCCGCGCCGCCUUGCUUCGCGACAACUUCCCCACUCCUGGCCCCGAGCCGGUUCCACGGCACCGGUACCCAUGGAUUGAGUCGGGUCACCCCCCUCCCCCCGAGGCCUACGCCGCACCACCCCCGCGAACCACCCCGCCCAGCGAUGCGGAUCGUUCGGCGCCGUCCGCGGAAAGUACCGAGUUACGCGAGGCUUUGCGCGAGGUGCGCAGUCGCGGCGACUCCAGAGAGGCCCAACUGAUGUCGCUCGUUGGCGAGCGCUGGGCUCUGGAAAACGUGCCUCAGCCGCCUCGGAGAAUAUCCAGCCCUCCUUCUGCCGAAGAAGGUCGUUCCAUAUGGGAGGAGAUUUCUCGCCAGUAUAACAGCGCAUUUGGCGAGCAUGAGAGGCCAUCGAUGGAUAUCAUCACAGAUCCUGUCGAGAGGCGGAGACACCGCGCUCAGGUUGUCGCUCGCAUGUCUAUGGUCGGUCUGCUUGUCGAACAUGACUGA